This is a messenger RNA of Austrofundulus limnaeus, 2212 nucleotides long. It is a transcript of the gene slc1a6, whose product is annotated as solute carrier family 1 member 6. Gene Ontology annotation, biological process: L-glutamate transmembrane transport. The record is from RefSeq and is a predicted model, not a curated record. Lineage: Eukaryota; Metazoa; Chordata; Actinopteri; Cyprinodontiformes; Rivulidae. Gene Ontology annotation, molecular function: neutral L-amino acid transmembrane transporter activity; glutamate:sodium symporter activity; L-glutamate transmembrane transporter activity. Gene Ontology annotation, cellular component: plasma membrane.
GAGUGAAACGCUGAGCAGCUGGAUGCCAGCAGGGCUGCAAAUGCACGAGUCUCCUGGAGUUCAGCAAUAAGCAGAUGCAUGUUGUCAUAGCAAUAACCACUGAGGACCCCCCUCUCCUCUGUUUGACAAGUCAGGACUUCAUCUUGUUGGGAGAUGAAACACAGAAGAACCCGUUUGACUCAAAGUCCAAAAACGAUCAUUUCUCCUUAACCUGUCGUCCUCACAUGCAGACAUCCCCAGGCACUCCUCCUUACUAACCACUGCAUCAUCUUGUAACGCUGGGAGUUACAGAGAGGAUGAUGAGAAGAGAUCCUGCGUGUGUGUGGGCAACGUUAGUUCAGCGGCAGCAGUUUGGUGGAGAUGGAGACAACUACGUGAUACAAAGGUAUUUCUUCCCUGGAUAGCAGGACGUCAGGUAAGAUGGGCAUGCGUGCGGUCUUCUACUACCUGGCGACCACCCUGAUUGCGGUGUUUAUUGGCAUUGUGAUCGUCAUGAUCAUCCGACCGGGAAAAGGCAACCGGGACAGUCCGCUGCUCAAAAGUGAAAAUAUUGAACCAGUUCAGGCUACUGAUGCUUUUCUGGACCUCAUCAGGAACAUGUUUCCUCCCAAUUUGGUAGAAGCGUGCUUUAAGCAGUAUAAAACUGUGUACAAGAAGAUAGUCCACACAAGGAACAUGACCAUGACUCUGAACCUCACAGACUCUCUGAAUGUAACAGAAUCUAAUCUGACCAUGAAAGUCAGCAAGCUUCUGCACACCAUACAAGAGACGGUGGAAGAAACCGUUCCUGUGUCUGGUUCCUCUGAUGGAGUAAAUGCUCUGGGUCUAGUUGUCUUCUCCGUGCUCUUCGGUCUGGUUAUUGGCAACAUGAAGCAGCAGGGCCAGGCUCUUCGAGACUUCUUUGAUUGCUUAAACGAAGCCAUCAUGAGGCUGGUAGCCAUCAUCAUCUGGUACGCUCCAGUCGGAAUCAUGUUUCUGAUUGCAGGGAAAAUAGUGGAGAUGAAGGACCUGGCAGAAGUGGGUGGUCAGUUGGGGAUGUACACGGUAUCUGUCAUUGUGGGACUUCUCAUCCACGGACUCUUUGUCCUGCCGCUGCUCUACUUUCUGGUGACCAGGAAGAACCCCUACAGUUUCAUCGGUGGCCUGCUGCAGGCUCUCAUCACUGCUUUGGGGACAUCAUCCAGCUCCGCUACCCUUCCCAUCACUUUUCGAUGUCUUGAAGAAAACAACCACGUGGACAAACGAGUAACACGUUUCGUCCUUCCUGUGGGCGCCACCAUCAACAUGGAUGGCACCGCCCUCUACGAAGCUGUGGCUGCCAUUUUCAUCGCUCAAGUUAACAACUUGGACCUGAACUUUGGCCAGAUUCUUACCAUCAGCAUCACGGCAACUGCUGCCAGCGUCGGAGCAGCGGGCAUCCCUCAGGCUGGCCUGGUUACCAUGGUGAUCGUGCUGACAUCGGUGGGACUGCCCACAGAGGACAUAACACUGAUCAUCGCUGUGGAUUGGUUCUUGGAUCGUCUGCGGACCACUACCAACGUGCUGGGAGACUCGCUUGGGGCCGGCAUCGUGGAACACCUUUCCCGCUCCGAGCUGCAGAAUCGAGAUGCCGAGGUGCGAAACUCUGUGAUCGAGGAGAACGAGAAGCCCUACCAGCUUAUCUGCCAGGAGAAUGACUCGUUCAGCCACCCCAACAGUGAGACCACAAUGUGAAGUCAGUGGUUUCACCCUAACGAUCUUCACACGCCAAAAGUAUUUUAGCUGAGGUUGGUACCAUGACAGUAGAAAUGGUUAUCUUAAACAACUGAGUCAGUAAGUACCUCCCAAAAUACAGAAGACACACAUUAAAACAUCACAACGCCUUGUCAACUUGACAGAAAAAUCCCAUGAUGUUUAUUAGUUACACAUCCAGAGGAAGUCCCUCUGACUCUUCAGGCUCAUUAAAGCAUGAAAAUGUUAAUAUAGAUAGUUUUUCGAACCACCUGAAUUUGGAGUAAUAUAGUGGAGGAUGAUGAGCUAAUGGCUAGUCCAAGCAGGAUCAAAACCAAAGUGGAUUCCAAGCACCUAAAACAGCUCCAACCUAAAUUUCAUGGCCGUUCACACAAACACUGUUUUAGUAAUAUUUACACCAACCCCCAUUUCACAAUCUGUUUGUGUAAUUUUAUUAUUAUUAUUAUUAUUCAUUUUUUGUAAACACAAACAGCAGCAUCUA